This is a messenger RNA of Teleopsis dalmanni, 744 nucleotides long. Its product is annotated as 14-3-3 protein 3-like. The coding region runs from base 1 to 744 and encodes 247 amino acids. Lineage: Eukaryota; Metazoa; Arthropoda; Insecta; Diptera; Diopsidae. Gene Ontology annotation, cellular component: cytoplasm. The transcript is spliced from 2 exons. The record is from RefSeq and is a predicted model, not a curated record. Gene Ontology annotation, biological process: signal transduction.
AUGGCUAUGCGUGACGAAAUUCUAGCUCAAAUCCAAUGUGCAGAAUUGGCUGGAUCUUACGAGCAAAUGAUCAAGUAUUUGAAAGAAUUGAUUAAGCUGGACCCGAAAUUAAAUCCUGAAGCAUUGCAGUGGUUAUCGACUGCGUACGAAAGAGUCGUUGGCAAUCGUCGUUAUGUUUGGCUUGAAAUGAAUAACGAAAAUCCAAAACCACGCUCGAGUUCUAAGUUUCAUAAAUUUCAUGUUGAUUCUAAUCCAAAUAAGGUCGAGAAUGAGAUUCGUCAUUAUUGCAGAGAAAUUAUUAAUAUGGUUACUGAAAAACUACUUCCAAUCGCUGAAACACUUGAUGAAAAGAUUCUUUUCUACAAAUUGCUUGGUGAGUACAAUCAUUAUUUAACAGAAAUUGAGAAUGGUACUGCUUGUAGAGAAGCCAGAGAUGCCGCUAUCAUUGGAUAUAGCACAGCUUAUGAAUUAUCAAAUGGGUAUUUUGCAUCUUGUAAUCCCAUCCGCUUAAGUUUGAUUCUAAACUUCUCUACAUUUCGCUACAAUAUUCUAAAUCAUUAUGAUCUUGCCUAUCAAAUGGCAGAACAAGCUUAUAGUAUUGCUACGGAUGAACUGAACAAUCUCGAUGAAGAAGAUAAGCCCAUACCUAUGCAAAUUAUUCAGUCUAUACGCCAAAACUUGUCGACGUGGGACAGAGAAAGCAAGCAUCGCGAUUCGCAUAGAGUUAGGUUAAAUUCCUAUUGA